UCAGAUUGCACUCCGAAGCCCCUGUUAGCAGGUGGAAGUCAUGCUGCAAUCCAGGUUGAUAUAUCUCGCAAGAUUCAAGAAGAUCCUCUGCUACAGAUUCGAAGGAAGCAGGAAGAAACACGUCGUCGUAUUCUUGAACAUCCAGUCCUGCUCCAGCAACUUCGAGAAAAAUGUGCAAGUGGCCAGGAAGGUAAAGGUGAGAAAAAAUCCCUUAAAAAGAAGAAGGAGAAGCAUAAGAAAAAGAAGAAGAAAAAGAAGCGGAAGAAAGGAUCUUCAAGUUCCAGCGACUCCUCGAGUGACAGUGACGAUGAUUUAGACUUGAAGCUCAAACAACGUCUAUCUGGUUUGAGCAAGGAUGAUCUGAUGAAACUAGUCAAAGGAGGUGGCAAUGAUGCCAUCCCACAGAAAGGAGCACAGGCAUCUUCAUCUUCGUCUCAUCGACAAACGGAGCCUCACCAUGAUCAGAGAGAAAGGAGGCCCACAAAGGAUGAGAGCGAGACCAGGAGGCCUAAGCAAAGGAGCCGAAGUCCACUCGACAGGAGGAGCCCACCAAAACGGAGAAGCCGUAGCCCGGGGAGAUGGAAGGGAAGCUCUGAAAGUUCCCCCAGUAGGCCAGGAAGGGCUGCAGAGAGAUCCAAAGGAAGUUACCCCCAACGAGAUGAUAGACGGAGUCAGAGUCCGAGGAGACCGAGGGACUGGAACUCUAAGGGAAAAGCUCCUAAUCCUCAGGAUGGAAGGGCAGGCCCUGGACUCCCCAAAAAGAAGCUGACUGCUGAAGAAAUUGAGAAGAAGAGGCUGGAGAUGUUGGAGAAUGCCAAGUGGAGAGAGGAGCAGCGGGCAAAGAACCUGAAGAAAUACCGAGAAGAGGAGCACAAGGAGGCAGAGGAGAUGAAACGCAGGGACGAUUCCUUCAUCCGAAAGGAACUGUCGACUGCUGCUGCCAAGGAGACCCUGGAGGGAAGGAUUCGAAGCAACAUCUACAACAUUCAGAGAGGACGUGAUCAUAUGGACAAGAAUUUUGCUCGAAAAUGA
Darwinula stevensoni is the source of this 1032-nucleotide messenger RNA. NCBI's taxonomy places the organism in Eukaryota, Metazoa, Arthropoda, Ostracoda, Podocopida, Darwinulidae. The record is from the annotation of a GenBank genome assembly.